UCGCCUUCACCGUCUUCUCCAUUCCUUCCGCCUCUCUGCCAUCGCCCCUCUCUCUCUGGUCAAAGAGGCUCUCUCCGCCUGAGAGAGCUUGCCGGCAGCGCUCAGGCCCCCCUCCCCGCUCUCAUCCCAUCACUAUCAUCCCCGACUCGGAAAUACUCCUCAUCGUUGACUUCCGAUCGCUCCCCGGCCCUCCUCUGACCUCGGCCCCCGGCUUCAAUUCAUCUCUUCCGGUUCUGCCUCCUUGAUCUGUUCAUCAGCAAUGGCUUUCAUCGCCCACUAGAGUUCCUCUUGUCCCCCGACUUUGUUAACGAGAGAACUCUGCACCAAAUCCUCCUCUGGUUUCUCAACUUCGUAGAUAUGGCGAUCCGAUUCACCUUCACCUACUCCGGCUACGUUGCCCAGAGCAUCGCCUCCAACGCCGGAGUCAGGUUAAACAAUUGCCGGUUCUUCCACGAAUGCUGGGUCCGGUCCCGGGUCAUCUGCCCCUCGCAGAAGCCCGAGUCCGACUUCUCCCCGCCAAGAUUGGGCGGCGCCUCCCUCUCUGCUCCUGCUUAUAGCACCCUCGUCGGAGAGUUACUGGGCGGUGGUAGCAACUCCAAGAGCCCGCUGGCUGUGGGGUUGGUCACGAUGAUGAAAUCGAUGGCUGCUCCUUCUUCUUCUUCCUCUUCUCCUUCUUCUGGGAUGGGUCCUUUCGGGAUUUCUUCCUUCAAGGCCGCUUCGAUCCUGCCCUUCAUGGACGGAUUGAAGUGGCUCCCCUGCAAUGAGGCUGUCCCAGCUCCCGCGAGCAGCGAUGUCGAUAAAGGCGGGACCUUGUUUUUGGAUGCUGACAGCUUUGGUGAUGAAAGCGAGAGUGAUGCCGAGGGGUUUAAGAUGGGUUCGAGGGGUUCGUGGCUCUCGAGAUUGUUGGGUGUCUGCUCCGAGGACGCCAAGGCUGCUUUCACAGCUGUGACCGUGACCUUGCUCUUCAAGUCCUUCUUGGCCGAGCCAAAGUCGAUCCCCUCUACUUCCAUGUACCCCACUCUCGAUGUCGGCGACCGCAUUUUAGCGGAGAAGGUUUCGUACUUCUUCAGGGAGCCUGAGGUUUCCGACAUUGUAAUAUUCAAGGCUCCUCCAAUACUGCAGGAGUUCGACUUCAGCUGUUGCGAUGUGUUCAUAAAAAGAAUCGUGGCAAAGGCUGGAGACUAUGUAGAGGUUCGUGAUGGUAAGCUCUUGGUGAAUGAUAUCAUUCAAGAUGAAGAUUAUGUAUUGGAGCCUUUGGCUUAUGAAAUGGAACAAAUGCUUGUGCCUGAAGGUUGUGUCUUCGUGUUGGGAGACAACCGUAACAACAGUUUUGACUCCCAUGACUGGGGUCCUUUGCCGGUUGAGAACAUUAUUGGCAGGUCAGUCUUCCGGUAUUGGCCUCCCACUAAGGUCUCAGAUACCUUACACGAACCUCAAUCUGGGAAGAAAGCGAUUGCAGUUUCCUGAUGCUGCUGUGGGAAGACUGACAUGACUCCUCGUUUAGAUGGUGAUUCCACCAUUCUUUUUCUCUCCACUCGGAUCUGGCUCUCUGAUGAUUGAGCAGUUUGUGAGUACUAUAUGGUCCUGUUGUUGGCGACGCAAGGGGCUGCUGGUCCUGGCGGUCGUCACUGUGUAUCAGAUGGAUCCAUGAAUCUAUUUGAUCCAUUGAAUGAAGAUAGAAGGAUGUCGAAGAAUGAGAUGAAGGAAAAAAAAAAAGUUGGAUCAUUGUGAAUAUGUUGCUGGCAAUGGAUCAAGGCCAGCGUUUCAUUCUUUACUUUAUCGAUGACAUUUUCAUGUUUGUUACGAGUGGAGAUGAAUGGAAAUGAAAAAGUUUAUGCUUCAUGUUCUCUUA
Molecule: messenger RNA, 1852 nt
Organism: Punica granatum (pomegranate)
Lineage: Eukaryota; Viridiplantae; Streptophyta; Magnoliopsida; Myrtales; Lythraceae
Source: RefSeq, a predicted model, not a curated record